UAAGCCACUGACAAACUCCAAGGGGACCGUCCCAGUGCGUUCUCUGAUUUCGAUGUGAACGGUACUCUCUUAAAAUCCCAACGGUCCGAUAUUUCACAUUAUCAACAAAACUUUUACACACACUCGAACCCUCCACCGAAAAAAUAACUCACUCCGUCACAGAAGAAUUUGGACGUUAAAAAUCCAACGACUUUCGUUUCAUCAUGUCGAUCAAGGUUGUGUCCAUUGUGGGUUUGUUGAUGGCUUGCUGUUUGGUUACCAUGGCCCAGGAAAGCGGGGAUCGGACGGCCAAAUCACGAGUCUCGGAUGACCAAUUAGACAUUGCUUUGAACGACCAGCGUUAUCUGAGACGUCAGAUCAAAUGUGCUCUCGGGGAGGCGCCCUGCGAUCCGGUUGGCCGUCGUCUCAAAAGUUUGGCUCCUUUGAUACUUCGUGGUUCGUGCCCUCAAUGCUCGCCCGACGAGACUCGUCAGAUCAAGAAAGUUAUCGCUCACAUACAGCGAGUCUAUCCAAAGGAGUGGGCGAAAGUGGUCAAGCAAUACGCUGGCGCUUAACUUCACGAUCGAGAAGGAAACGGCGAGAGGGAGGGAGGAAGGAAAGUGUGAAAAAAAACGAUUAUUCUCACGAGCGGAUAAGGAUUGACGGAGGAAAAUCAAGCAGAAAGAAGACGCAAAUCUCAAUUCUAUUCCACUCAUCAAUUUUCACACUAAUUAUUUAUUAUUUAUUAUCAUGUUUUUAUUACUCGUUUUAUCAUAUUGCGGAUGUUGUUGUGUUUAGUUUUCACGGAACAAUAAAUAUUGUUAGUGGGCCAAAAAAAA
This is a messenger RNA of Venturia canescens, 818 nucleotides long. RefSeq names its product putative odorant-binding protein A10. The transcript has 3 exons. Lineage: Eukaryota; Metazoa; Arthropoda; Insecta; Hymenoptera; Ichneumonidae. The coding region runs from base 204 to 554 and encodes 116 amino acids. The record is from RefSeq and is a predicted model, not a curated record.